GCUUGCAAACGUGAUGUUAAGUUAAUGAAAGAGUUGGGUUUUAAUGUCAUACGUGUUUAUGAGUAUCCAAACACAUUGGGAUUUUUUGCUGGUAAUGAAGUCACGAACAAUAAAUCUAAUACAGAAGCGAGUUCAUUUGUUAAGGCUGCGAUAAGGGACAUUAAAGAAUAUAUUAGGGUGAAUGCAAAAAAGAACAAUGGACGAAUUAUACCAGUAGGAUAUUCCAGCAAUGAUGAUCAAGACGUUAGAAUUCCAUUGAAAGAGUAUUUUAAUUGUGGAAAUAAGAGUGAGCAGGCGGAUUUUUACGGAGUAAAUUUAUACGAAUGGUGUGGAGAUAGCACUUUUGAAACUUCUGGAUAUGCAGAUAGGACCGGAGAAUUCGUCAAUUAUAACAUUCCUGUUAUUCUUUCCGAAUAUGGUUGCAAUAUUGUAAUUCCUCGUCAAUUCACCGAAGUUUCAACAAUCUAUGGUUCACAAAUGACUUCAGUCUGGUCAGGCGGAAUAGUUUAUGAAUGGUCACAAGAAAGUAAUUCAUAUGGUCUUGUAGAAAUUGAUAAAGACGGUAAUGCCAAAAAAUUGCAGGACUUUAAAAACCUUCAACAGCAAUUUUCUAAAAUAAAAAUUCCGUCGAGUGGCACGUUACUAAUGGACUCUUACACACAAAAAAAUAAUGAAUCUUCAAAGUGCCCUCCUCAAUCAGAAAAUUGGAAGGCGACUAUGAAUCUACCACCAACUCCUAUGAAGAAUGUUUGUGAAUGUAUGGUCUCUUCACUUUCUUGUGUUGCGUCAUCGAAGGUUAUGAAUGAUCAAAGAUUAAUUGAUGAAAAUUUUAGACUAAUUUGUGGAAUGGUCAAAUGUGAUGAUAUUAAUGUUGACGUCAGUUCGGGUAAAUAUGGUGCUGCUAUAAUUGUUAAAAAUGAAAAGAAUAAAGGAAAUUGCGGUGAGAAUAAAACUAGCAAUGAUAAUCCUAAUGUUCCAAGUGAUAACACAGUUAACAGUGGUGACGAUAAAAAGAAAAGCGAUGCGACUGCUUUAAAGAACUUUGGAAACUUUAUGGGAAAACCCUUCACUCCUC
Molecule: messenger RNA, 1075 nt
Organism: Racocetra fulgida
Lineage: Eukaryota; Fungi; Glomeromycota; Glomeromycetes; Diversisporales; Gigasporaceae
Source: the annotation of a GenBank genome assembly